Cuscuta europaea is the source of this 1794-nucleotide messenger RNA. The record is from the annotation of a GenBank genome assembly. Lineage: Eukaryota; Viridiplantae; Streptophyta; Magnoliopsida; Solanales; Convolvulaceae.
UAUGACAACAAUUAUGAGCUGUCAGUAUUGGAGGAUAUUUUAAUCCGCUACUAUAUCUAUAUAUCCGUUGCCCCCUCCCCCGCCGUAUAGCGCCACUGCACUGCUACGGUGGCAGUUUCCUUCUACGGCACUACUCAUCUGAAAAUCACUCACACGGCGGCUCAUAACCGCCUGUCUUGUAAUAUACAAGUGUAACUAUCUAUACAUUAUUCAUAUAUACGUGCAAUUGUUGAGUGGAAAGGUGUCGCAGGGUCGCAGGAGAUGGCGUCAGCGUGCGUGAACAAGAUCAGGAUGUCGCCGGAGAAUUUUCUACUCUGUCCUCUCUCCACCAAGUGCAACGCAUAUGGCCGCUUGCGGAGUCCGCGGACAUCGUUCAGCAGAGAGAUCGGCGAUGAUGAUUCGCGGUCUCUCACAAAGGCCAGCUCCAGAGCUAAUAGUCAUUCAUCAGCACCACCUCCAGCGGGAAGCUGCGGUGAUUAUAAUAGUACUGAGGGAUCAGAUCUGGAUGUUCUCUGCGGCAAUGAUAUGGCGGAAUUUGAGUUCAGGAUCGAUGGUCAUCCUCAGGUUAUGCUUCCCGCGGAUGAGCUCUUCUCCGGUGGAAAGCUGGUACAGCUUCAAACACCUACGAACUGUCAGGGAAAUGUCGCGUCCGCGCGUGAGCCGCCGUCUGCGAAAGUGGUUGGAUCGCCGCCGUCUGCGAAAGUGGUUGGAUCGCCGCCGGAUACUCCGAAAAGGAAGACGAAAAACGGUAAUUCCAGUUUCUCGAAGUCGCCGAGGCGUUGUUCAACGGCAUCAUCAGGUAAGUGGAAGGAGCUUUUAGGCUUUAAGAAGAUCUACCAGCACGAAAUCGGCAAUGUCAAGGGCAAGGACGAUUGUAUGAAAACGACGACGUCUUCCUCGCUGUCUUCUCCCUCAACAAGCAAUAACGGCAUUCAUAAAUCUAUGAAAAAUUUCAUUCGGCGCAGUUCAUCAAAAUCUCUGAACUCAUUAUUAUCAUCAAUGAAUAAAGGCGAUGGUGAUAAUAAGUCGCUCCGCCUUCCUUUGCUGAAGGGUUCCAAUAAUGACAAUUGCGGCGGCGUAUCGAUAUCAUGUCACCGCCUCUCCCUCUCCUCCUCGUCCUCCCCUUCUCCUCGGCAAAGAACCGAAGGCCUCCCUCGCCGCCUCUCUCUCGACUCACAAAAGCCGGCCAGUCUCUCCCGCAAGACUGCCCAAACAAGCAGUAACCGUCGUAAGACCCGAUUCGUCGUGCGCCGGGGAUUAUCUGCGAAGAAUGUUCCCUCCACCGCCGGUGUUGCGGCGAGAGUAGGGCGGAGAGCGCCAGGUAUCGCCGCAGCGAUUGGCGGAUUCUCGCCGGAUAGUCCACGGAUGAACUCUUCGGGGAAGGUUAUCUUCCACGGGUUGGAGAGAAGCUCAAGUAGUCCGGCUGCAGGGACUUGCAUUGGUGAGGCCAGAUACAAGAGCAGGGGAAUGGCACGGUCUUAUUCAGGAAAUGUCCGGGUCACUCCGAUUAUCAACGUCCCGGUUUGUUCAUCACUGAGAGGCUCAUCUAAGGCUGGGGCUUUCGGGUUCCCCAUAUUUUGUUCUUCGCCCAAGAAAGAGGCCACCGCUGCAGGCUCUAAUGGCGGAAAUGGAAUCGGGAAUCAUAAGAGUCUGUUGCUAGUGUAAAUUUUUGUAACUAGUAUAUACUCCGUAAAUGAUAAAUUUACUCGCAAGUUAAAUUCACAUUAAGCACUUCAACCAACUCUUAAAUCGAUCAUAACAUAAUACUAGCUCCCUAAUUCAGAUUGCUUACCG